Molecule: messenger RNA, 4393 nt
Organism: Bemisia tabaci
Lineage: Eukaryota; Metazoa; Arthropoda; Insecta; Hemiptera; Aleyrodidae
Source: RefSeq, a predicted model, not a curated record
GUUCAAGAGAUACCGAUAACAGUGUGACUCUUGUGUAUGGAAAAUAUAUCACACGUAUCAUUUAUUACGUAGAGGUCGAGCGAUCAACGCUUCGAGCCAAGUUAUAGUGAGCUCUCGAGUAUCAGCAUGGGUGACAUCUUUGGCCGGUCUUGCUUCUGUUUCAAUCACCUUCACAUCACAAUGCUCUUCUUAUACAUGCUUUUCAUUUCUCAGGCUCAUCCUCAUGACUUGAGGGAACGGGUACCAUAUGGAGACCAUCAAUUUCCAAAAAUGGUCACGGAUAACAGGUUCAUCGUGGACAAGACCUCAUGGAUCGGGGAAGCACUUACAGGACCUAGACUGAAGCUGAUUACGCGACCCCGUCGGUUUGGAAAAACCACGAACUUGUCAAUGCUAAGAACCUUCCUGGCCAAGGAUGAAAAGGCUCAUCCGCAUGACUUGAGGGACCGGGUACCAUAUGGAGACGAUGAAUUUCCACGAAUGGUCACGGAUAACAGGUUCAUCGUGGACAAGACCUCAUGGAUCGGGGAGGCACUUACAGGACCUAAACUGAAGCUGAUUACGCGACCCCGUCGGUUUGGAAAAACCACGAACUUGUCAAUGCUAGAAACCUUCUUGACCAAGGAUGAAAAGGCUCAUCCCCAUGACUUGAGGGACCGGGUACCAUAUGGAGACCAUCAUUUUCCACGAAUGGUCACGGAUAACAUGUUCAUCGUGGACAAGACCUCAUGGAUCGGGGAGGCACUUACAGGACCUAAACUGAAGCUGAUUACGCGACCCCGUCGGUUUGGAAAAACCACGAACUUGUCAAUGCUACAAACCUUCCUGACCAAGGAUGAAAAGGCUCAUCCCCAUGACUUGAGGGACCAGGUACCAUUUGGAGAACAUCAAUUUCAAAGAAUGGUCAUGGAUGACAAUAUCAUAGUGGACAAGACCCCAUGGAUCGGGGAAGCACUUACAGGACCUAAACUGAAGCUGAUUACGCGACCCCGUCGGUUUGGAAAAACCACGAACUUAUCGAUGCUGAGAACUUUCCUGACCAAGGAUGAAGAGGCUCAUCCCCAUGACUUGAGGGACCAGGUACCAUUUGGAGAACAUCAAUUUCAAAGAAUGGUCAUGGAUGACAAUAUCAUAGUGGACAAGACCCCAUGGAUCGGGGAAGCACUUACAGGACCUAAACUGAAGCUGAUUACGCGACCCCGUCGGUUUGGAAAAACCACGAACUUGUCAAUGCUAGAAACCUUCCUGACCAAGGAUGAAAAGGUAGAAGCAAUGGACUUUUUUGCAGGUUUUAGUAUCCAGAACGAUACAAAGUUCGAAAAAAUCAGGAUGAAACAUCAGCAUAAGUAUGCUGUUUUUCAUUUUAGUUUGCUGAGUGUCUCCGUCGCCUCUACGGCUUUGGAGUUUGAAAACAACCUCCUUAUAUACCUAAGAGAUGAUCUACUCGAAAUCUUUGUCAAGUACGAUCGGCUUCUUGAACCAAGAGAAAAAGAACGGCUAAAACAUUACUUACGCGAUAAAGACGGAGGCCUUCAAAUAGUUCUGCGUGGAUAUUCCCUAAUGAUAAGGAAACUCCAAGCUAACGGUUACAAAAUAGCUGUUUUAGUCGACGAAUAUGAUGCGCCAUUUCAUCUGGCAAUUGAAAAAGCAAUAUCAGAAACUGCGGAGGGAAAGCCUUUGGUUCUUGGGGAAUUUUAUUCAAGAACUUUGAUUUUCAUGCGACAGUUUUACUCGUUUUUCUUCAAGGAUGGUCUAAAAAUUUCUAUUGAUUGCGGUGUACUAAUUGGGAUUACCUAUGUAGCAAAAUCUAGCAUUUUUUCUGAUCUUUCGGAUUUCAUGGCUUACACCACCCUUGAUGAUUAUAAAUUUGGACCCUACUUCGGUUUUUUGGAUCACGAGGUCCAAUGGCUGAUUGAUUCCUCGGGGACAAACUUAACAUUUGAAGGAUUUGAAGAAUGGUAUGAUGGCUAUCACUAUGCCGGUAAUGUCAUAUUCAACCCGUAUGCUGUUGUGUCAGCAAUUCAUAAUGGUGUGUUUGAUGAUUACUGGGCAGAAUCAGGCUCUCUGAGGAGGAUCAGACACCUUAUUAAGUGUUCAGGCAAGUUCGGUAUGCUAGACCUCUAUUUUCUGCUGAGUGGACGGUCAUUAAGAAAAAAAAUCUACCACGAUUUAAUAUUUGAGGAUCUGAUACAAACGGAAGAGUCUUAUUGGACUCUUAUGACCCAUGUCGGAUAUGUCGAUGCAAAACCGGACAUGCAAUCAUCAGAAAAUUACUACUUAUUGCGAAUUCCGAAUAAGGAAUUAAAAGAAUAUCUAACGAGAAAUUUCAAAAAUGAAUUAGAUGAAACAAAACAGAUUUAUGAUAGGUUCGCUGGCUCUUUUAAUAAUUUAAAUAAUGAUGCCUCUGAUUUUAACAAAAUUAUAUCCGAUCGUUUCAACACCCGCGCGCCUGCAUAUAUGCUUCACGAAAAGGCGAGUUUAGAAACUUUAAUAAACGUUUUCAGAUCUUUAUUCUCCGGUUUUGACUUCGACCACCGUUCGCUGGGCAAUUUCACUCUGAAUGAGACACCAGCCUAUCAGAUCGUAUUCGUCCAAAAAGAAAUUGCACAUGUUUUUAACAUCGCAAAGGUAGACGCCGUGUCUGCUCACAACACUUCUCAUAAUCUUGAACAGUUACUGAACAAACCUCUAAUCAAAGAGAAUUUGACAGUAUCUGAGAAGCUGAAAAUCUCAAAAGCAUUUAAAACCGCGAUCAUGUUCAUAAAGAAAGCAGGGAGAGACGUCGGUUCCGAAGCAUAUUGGACUAUGAUCAAAUCGAUAGGCGGUGAUGGGAUAAAAUUCAUGAUAAAUCACUUUUCCCCCACAUUGGGUGAGUAGCUCAACAGGACUUUUUCAUCCCAAUCGGAAAUUCGACCUUGGUACAAGCUUGGUACAACAUUUUUCACAUUUGAAUAUAGUGGCCAAGCUUAUCUUGCUAUUGUUCCCACAAUGUUAGCAGAACAUUUAUUUUACCUCUGAGACAAGCUUGAGCCUAAAGAUUGUGCUAAUGUUAGGUUUGUAAAACUGCUCCAAGCCUAUCCUCACAAUAUUGCCACAAUAUUGGUAGGACAUUAUUUUACUUCCGAGACAAACUUUGAUAUUCAAUAUUGUGACAAUGUUAUGUUAGUAAAAUUGGUCCAAGCUUGUUCAGCGGAUAUUGUGAUCAUGAUGUUGCCAUAGACUUGUUGUAAAAAUAUUGCAAUAAUAUCGGCAGGACAUUUAUUUUACCUCUGAGACAAGCUUGGAUUUCCAAGAUUGUGGCAAUGUUAGGUCAAUAACAUUAUUCCAAGCUUGUUCUACCAAUAUUGUGAUCAUAACGAUGGCUUAAACUUGUUGUACCAGAAUUGCCUCUAUACUGGUAAAACAUUUGUCUUAUCUCUGAGGCAAGGUAGGUGAUAGAGCGCCGUAAUACCUGCCAUCCUCGCGGAAGUAAUUUCUUGGCGUCGUAUUGGUCGCAAUGCCUAAGGUAGGCACACGGAACAUAGGGGUGCCGAGGAACUUACCUAAGCCAGCUACUUCCUUAUCUGUUUUCACUGGCUUAAGCACUUUAAUUGCAUCCCACAACGGGCACUGCCCAGGCGAAAUGAGAACCAGCCCCACUGACGGGGCGGUCGCGCGCGGACCGUUGCCAAGAGGCUCCAUUUGAGCCCUUGGCCUAUGAAUAUCGGUAAGAUGGGUAAGGUGCCUAUGGAUCAUGUGCCUAUUACGUCAAAAAGCAAAAGGUCGUAGAUUUUGCCCUUUAAUUUGCCCUUAAAGGGACCGCAACGGCAGAUCCGCGGCGAGCGCGCCCUGGUGGCGGAAAUAGCAGACGCGGUCGAAUUUUGCUCGCCGCGCACAGUAUUGUGUUACUCUUAUGACAAUAUUAGAAACAGAAGCCUAAAAUGUUUAUUUUCUUAAUACUGUAGCGAUGAUAAAAUGCGAAUAUUACUACAAUAUGAAAAAUAAUGUUAGGAUAAUAUUAUUUUAGGAAUAUUGUUUGCCCAAUAUUGCGCCAAUACUAAGGCAAUAUUGCAGACAGAAGCCUUUAAUGGUUAUUUUCUCAAUCUUGUAACAAUGUUAAAGUGCGAAUAUUACCAGAAUGUUGUAAAAAUAAUGUUAGCAUAAUAUCAAUUCAGCAGUUUUAGAUAUCCAAAAUUGUGUCAAUAUUAUGACAACAUUACGAACAGAAGCCUGUAAUGUUCGUUGUUCUAACGUUAUUUGAAUGUUAACAUAAACAUUACCACAGUAUAACAGAGAUAACAUCGUCUCAAUAUUAUUUAACCCUAGUCUGCCUGGGCCUCUGAACCAACGAGAAAGCCUGAGCGGGGUCAAUUUGACCCCAGCUGAAAGUCAAUUAGUUAGCUAUGUUUUUUUU